Molecule: messenger RNA, 1488 nt
Organism: Acytostelium subglobosum LB1
Lineage: Eukaryota; Evosea; Eumycetozoa; Acytosteliales; Acytosteliaceae
Exons: 2
Coding region: 1-1488 (495 amino acids)
Biological process (GO): regulation of cell cycle phase transition; positive regulation of nuclear cell cycle DNA replication
Cellular component (GO): Dbf4-dependent protein kinase complex; nucleus
Molecular function (GO): zinc ion binding; protein serine/threonine kinase activator activity; nucleic acid binding
Source: RefSeq, a predicted model, not a curated record
AUGAUUAGUGGAAGCAGUGGCAGCAGCAGCAGCAGUAGUAGCAGCAUCAGCAGUCAACCGCUGAAGAAGAGGAGAACAACCCGUGGCAAGGAGGCCACAGGUCUAUCCUCGAACAACAGCACACAUAACCUCCUUCUGAAACAUCUGCAAGGUCAAUACCUCGUCAAUGAUGUACUGCCCAAGAGCAUCAACACUAAAUAUGAACACGACGACGCAAAGCUUAAUAUACAGCAUCAUCUAUUGGUACUGAAUCAACAGCAGCAGAGUCAGCAGACACAGGUUCAAUCACCACAACAGGCAUCCAAUCGAUGGGAGGACAGACCGCAUCAUUCAUCGUCGUCGUCGCCUCACGUUUUUUUCAACACGACUCCAAGUAUAUCAGUGGACGAUGUUAAAUUCAACGCGAAUGCAGCCCUGCAUCAACAUCAGCAGCAAAGUAGCCUAUCAAAGUCUGCGGGCGUUGGCGGUGGCGCAGCCACCAACUUUACAUUCGUAUCACCGAGCAUUGGCAACAGCACUGGGGUCCACAAUGGAGGUGGCUCAGCGUCAAGCAGCAGCAGUGGCAGUAGCAGCAAGAAGAAGAUGGUCUCACCCAACCUGGUCUCUUCAUCCAUACAACUAGUUAAUCAAAUGCCCCAGCAGCAGCAUCAUCAUCAAACCAACAUGUUGACGACGACAUCAAUUAAUACAAUCCCAUAUAUACAACCAUUUACAACAAAUAACAAUAUCCUCAGCAACAACAACAAUAGCAACAACAUCACCAAUACUACUCAGUCCAUUAAGGGCAUCCCGACCGUGGUUCCUCACAUCCACAAGCCAAUACCAAGCAAACCCUCGCAGAAACGCCAUUGCACACCUAUAUCCACACCAUCACCAAUGCCAAUAAGCAGCUUGCCUUCGCUGCCACAACCGGCCAUCCGCUCAUUCCCCUACAUUACCAUCUCCGACAAGCUCAACGCCUUCAAGCCCAUCACCAAGGAGUUCCCGCCUACCACCUACACCAACACCAGCUUCCCAUCACUGCACUUUGCCUCACCCUCAACGCCAACCUACUCGAUCACCAGGCCACACUACUCACUCUCGCCCUUCAUCCCUAUCGAGAAGGAACCUGUCUAUAUCCCAUCCCCAUGUACAACAACCAAUACAGCUGCAUCGGCGGCAGCAGCAUCAACAACAAACAUCAAUCAUCACAACCAUAACCACAUUGCAGUACAUCCCAAUGUCAACAACAACUUAUGUCAUGCUGUAUCUAAACAACUUGAGCAGCAUAAGACCGUCAUUGCCAACGCCAACAACAUCAACACAAACAACAACACUUUACAGAAAAAGAAGAAGAAGUCGCAGGGCUACUGCGAAUGCUGCAACACCGAGUUUGAGAGCUUAAAGGCUCAUCUCGAGAGCAAGGAGCAUCGUAGCUUUGCCGAGAAGGACAAGAACUACGCCAAGAUCGACUCGGUCAUCAUGAGUCUGUCCCUCAAGUCCUACUAG